Messenger RNA from Trichosporon asahii var. asahii CBS 2479, 762 nucleotides. RefSeq lists its product as uncharacterized. The transcript is spliced from 2 exons. Lineage: Eukaryota; Fungi; Basidiomycota; Tremellomycetes; Trichosporonales; Trichosporonaceae. Bases 1 to 762 code for a protein of 253 amino acids. The record is from RefSeq and is a predicted model, not a curated record.
AUGCCGCCCCCGCCCGUUCCCUCGCGCGCGCUGACACUGCACUCGACGGCAAGGGCCUCUAACUCGGCCACCCACGACGUCGUAGACCUCACCAAGCCCCGCCCACGCACGCAGGAGCCCUCCGCUGCACCAUCCAGGAAGCGCUCCUACUCUACCUUCUCGAUCAAGACCGAGCGUAGUCUGUCUCCCAGGCCCUCCGUCAAGCGUGAGAGGGGCGAGAGGAGCGAAAGCGAGUGGACUGUGACGCCUCGCAGGACGCCCGCCGUCCCGCCACCUCGCGCCCCUUCCCACACUCGCAUGCCCUUCCGUCAUGCCUCGAGCGUGAGCACCGUCGGCCUGAACCCUCCUCGUCCCCGCGUCAGUCGCAAGAACACCGAAAGCAGCAGCGGUGGACUUGGUGGCCAACCGGCGCCUGAGGACUUGCGCCACGCCGUGUCGCAAGUGCGCAACAAGCUCGAGACCUUCGGCGUGCUCUCCGACGGCGAAGCGGGGCCGGCGCUCGCCGCCCUGCUCGGACGUCUUUACGACCGCUCCCACCUGGCUGAUGAAUCUGACGUUGCGGCCGAGGGAUUGCUCGGGAUCCUCUCCUCCGUCAUGCUCCAGGUCCUGAGCAUGGCCCCUUUGCAUCUCGUCACGUCCUGGUCCACCACCAAAAUCGGCCUCAAAGCGCAAAUCUCUACCAAGGCACCAAGCGACGGCGAUGCUCGCACGCCUAAACGACGCGUGGAAUGGGAGGGACUUCCGCCGCCAGCUUAUUGGUGA